Molecule: messenger RNA, 4467 nt
Organism: Nothobranchius furzeri (turquoise killifish)
Lineage: Eukaryota; Metazoa; Chordata; Actinopteri; Cyprinodontiformes; Nothobranchiidae
Gene: cyfip1
Product: cytoplasmic FMR1 interacting protein 1
Biological process (GO): regulation of translation; regulation of actin filament polymerization; modification of synaptic structure
Cellular component (GO): neuron projection; synapse; SCAR complex
Molecular function (GO): RNA 7-methylguanosine cap binding; small GTPase binding
Source: RefSeq, a predicted model, not a curated record
GACGGAAUCAGAACCGCAGCUCUCUUCAAGCAGUUUCCUGUUAAGUUUCCCUGUUUGAGGGACAGGAACUCCCUGCCUUACUUCUCUCCCCCGCCCAUGAUAAUAACACCGUACGGCAGAAGAUUCCUGAGGCCGACGAAGGAGAACUAACCGUCGGACCGAAACACUCGGAACAUCCGGGGCAGAACUAGAAGUGGGAUUCGCGUUUCCGUCUACAUGUAGUCAGAUUUACGUCCGCGCAACUUUUCCCUGCUAACCAACAACUUCGGCAUGGCGUCCACAGUGACUCUAGAAGAUGCUCUAUCCAACGUGGACCUGCUGGAGGAGCUGCCACUCCCAGAUCAGCAGCCAUGCAUUGAGCCCCUCCCCUCCUCCGUCAUGUAUCAGCCCAACUUCAACACCAACUUUGAGGACCGGAAUGCGUUCGUCACCGGCAUCGCCCGAUACAUUGAGCAGGCCACCGUCCACUCCAGCAUGAAUGACAUGUUGGAGGAAGGACAAGAGUACGCCAUCAUGCUGUACACCUGGAGGAGCUGCUCACGUGCAAUACCGCAGGUGAAGUGUAAUGAGCAACCAAACAGAGUGGAGAUCUAUGAGAAGACUGUUGAGGUCCUCGAGCCAGAAGUCACCAAGCUGAUGAAUUUCAUGUAUUUCCAGCGUACAGCCAUAGAUCGUUUCUGUGGGGAGGUCCGGCGUUUGUGUCACGCUGAGCGGAGAAAAGACUUUGUCUCCGAGGCAUACCUGCUGACCCUCGGGAAGUUCAUCAACAUGUUCGCUGUGCUGGACGAGCUGAAGAACAUGAAGUGCAGCGUUAAGAACGACCACUCUGCGUACAAACGGGCUGCUCAGUUCCUCAGGAAGAUGUCUGAACCUUCCUCCAUCCAGGAGUCUCAGAACUUAUCCAUGUUUCUGGCAAACCACAACAAAAUCACUCAGUCAUUGCAGCAGCAGCUGGAAGUGAUAAACGGAUAUGACGAGCUGCUGGCAGACAUAGUCAACCUGUGUGUCGAUUACUACGAAAACAAGUUGUAUCUCACUCCCAGUGAGAAGCACAUGCUCCUGAAGGUUAUGGGCUUUGGCUUGUACCUGAUGGAUGGAAACAGCAGCAGCAUUUACAAACUAGAUGCCAAGAAGAGAAUCAACCUCACUAAGAUUGACAAGUUCUUCAAGCAACUCCAGGUGGUCCCGCUGUUUGGGGACAUGCAGAUCGAGUUGUCCCGCUACAUCAAGACCAGCGCUCACUUUGAAGAGAACAAAUCCAGGUGGACCUGCACAUCUAUAUCCAGCAGCCCCCAGUACAACAUCUGUGAGCAGAUGAUUCAGAUCAGGGAGGAUCACAUGCGCUUCAUCUCCGAGCUCGCUCGCUACAGUAACAGUGAGGUGGUGACUGGAUCAGGACGUCAGGAGUCCCAGAAGACGGACUCGGAGUACAGGAAGCUGUUUGACUUGGCCCUGCAGGGCAUGCAGCUGCUCUCCCAGUGGAGCGCUCAUGUCAUGGAAGUGUACUCAUGGAAACUGGUUCACCCGACAGACAAAUACUCCAACAAGCAGUGCCCUGACAACGCGGAGGAGUACGAGCGGGCCACUCGCUACAACUACACCAGUGAGGAGAAGUUUGCCCUUGUAGAGGUGAUCGCUAUGAUUAAGGGACUGCAGGUGCUGAUGGGACGCAUGGAGAGCGUGUUUAACCAUGCCAUUCGCCACACCAUCUACUCGGCUCUGCAGGACUUUGCCCAGGUGACGUUGCGUGAUCCGCUCAGGCAGGCAAUCAAGAAGAAGAAGAACGUCAUCCAGAGUGUGCUUCAGGCUAUCCGGAAGACCGUCUGUGACUGGGAAACUGGUCGGGAACCGCACAAUGACCCCGCCCUCCGUGGAGAGAAGGAUCCGAAGGGAGGCUUCGACAUUAAGGUUCCCCGUCGAGCCGUGGGACCCUCCAGCACUCAGCUUUACAUGGUGAGGACCAUGCUAGAGUCCCUCGUCGCAGACAAAAGCGGCUCAAAGAAGACUCUGCGCAGCAGCCUUGAGGGUCCCACCAUCCUGGACAUUGAGAAGUUUCACAAGGAGUCCUUCUUUUACACACACCUGCUGAAUUUUAGCGAAACCUUGCAGCAGUGCUGUGACCUCUCCCAGCUCUGGUUCAGGGAGUUCUUUCUGGAGCUUACUAUGGGUCGCAGGAUCCAGUUCCCCAUCGAGAUGUCCAUGCCAUGGAUCCUCACCGACCACAUCCUGGAGACCAAAGAGGCUUCCAUGAUGGAGUAUGUGUUGUAUCCCCUGGACUUAUACAAUGACAGCGCACACUACGCCCUUACCAAAUUCAAGAAACAGUUCCUGUAUGAUGAAAUAGAAGCAGAGGUCAACUUGUGCUUUGAUCAGUUCGUCUACAAGCUAGCAGAUCAGAUCUUCGCCCAUUACAAGAUACUAGCAGGAAGUCUUCUGCUUGACAAACGUUUGAGGACUGAGUGUAAGAACCAAGGAGCGAACAUUCCCUGGCCGGCGUCAAAUCGCUACGAGACGCUGCUGAAACAGCGCCACGUCCAGCUCCUGGGCCGCUCCAUUGAUCUAAACAGACUCAUCACUCAGAGAGUGUCAGCUGCUCUUCAUCGAUCUUUGGAGCUCGCAAUCAACCGGUUUGAGAGCGAGGACCUCACCUCCAUAAUGGAACUGGAAGGUCUUCUGGAGAUCAACCGCUUGACUCACAAGCUCCUCAGUAAGUUUGUGACUCUGGACAGCUUCGACGCCAUGUUCCGCGAGGCCAACCACAACGUGUCGGCUCCCUACGGGAGGAUAACGCUGCACGUAUUCUGGGAGCUCAACUACGACUUCCUGCCCAACUACUGCUACAACGGCUCUACCAACAGGUUUGUGCGGACCAUCCUGCCUUUCUCUCAGGAGUUUCAGAGGGACAGGCCUCCCAACGCUCAGCCUCACUAUCUGUAUGGGUCAAAGACGCUGAACCUGGCCUACAGCAGCACAUUCAGCUACUACAGGAACUUUGUGGGGCCCCCCCACAUUAAGGUCAUGUGCAGACUGUUGGGCUACCAGGGCAUUGCUGUGGUGAUGGAGGAGCUGCUUAAGGUUGUCAAAAGCCUGCUCCAGGGCACCAUACUGCAGUAUGUGAAGACUCUGAUGGAGGUGAUGCCUAAGAUCUGUAGACUUCCGCGUCACGAGUACGGCUCUCCUGGUAUCCUGGAGUUCUUCCAUCACCAGCUAAAGGACAUCGUUGAGUAUGCCGAGCUCAAGACCGUGUGUUUCCAGAACCUGAGGGAGGUGGGCAACGCCAUCCUGUUCUGUCUGCUGAGUGAGCAGAGUCUGUCGCAGGAGGAAGUGUGUGAUUUGCUGCAUGCUGCACCGUUCCAGAACAUUCUUCCCAGAGUCCAUGUAAAAGAGGGGGAACGUCUGGAUGCUAAGAUGAAGCGCUUAGAAGCCAAAUACACGGCUCUGCACAUGGUUCCUCUGAUAGAGCGCCUCGGAACCCCACAGCAAAUCGCCAUCGCCCGUGAGGGUGACCUACUGACGAAAGAGAGGCUGUGCUGCGGCCUGUCCAUGUUCGAAGUUAUCCUCACACGUGUGCGGGGCUUCCUGGACGACCCGAUCUGGCGCGGGCCGUUGCCCAGUAAUGGCGUGAUGCACGUGGACGAGUGUGUGGAGUUCCACCGUCUCUGGAGCGCCAUGCAGUUUGUGUACUGCAUUCCUGUGGGAGCGCAUGAGUUCACUGUGGAGCAGUGCUUUGGUGAUGGCCUCCACUGGGCCGGCUGCAUGAUCAUCGCUCUCCUAGGACAACAGAGACGCUUUGACAUCCUGGACUUCAGCUACCACCUCCUCAAAGUGCAGAAGCAUGACGGCAAAGAUGAGAUCAUCAAGAGUGUGCCUCUGAAGAAGAUGGUGGAACGAAUCCGCAAAUUCCAAGUCCUCAACGAUGAGAUCUUUGCCAUCUUGAACAAGUACAUGAAGUCUGGAGAUGGAGAGAACAUGCCGGUGGAACACGUCAGAUGCUUCCAGCCUCCGAUUCACCAGUCGCUCGCCAGCAGCUGAGGUGCUGCUCAGAGCUCUUUCAUGGACCAGAACGACACGCCAGCAUUACCAGACCAACUACAACUCCUCGUCGUGUGUGUUAGGCUGUUAGGAGUAACGGACCAUUAAUGCAGUGCGUUAGGACCUUUUUUGUAUUCACUUGUGCCUUAAGAGCAAAAAUAGAUACCGCCUCCAUUGAAGAGCUAUUCCUUUUCUACUUGCAGGUAGCUACAGAUGACAGAGGGAUGUUGGGUUCAUCAGACGAGUAUUUAAGGGUUUGCCGUGGUGAAAUAUUAAAGGGGAAUUUAUUUUAAGUAAUUUUGUACUUUUAAACAUGCAUGCUAAAACAUUUAAAGGAAAUGUAAUGAUGCACAAUGUUUUGUGAAGCAAUUAUUCACCGUGCCUUGUCUUUGUAAUGUUUUAAUCUUUUAAUUCAAUAAAUACGUAUCAAAUCUG